Messenger RNA from Hippoglossus stenolepis (Pacific halibut), 3611 nucleotides. RefSeq names its product cingulin-like protein 1. Gene Ontology annotation, cellular component: myosin complex. Lineage: Eukaryota; Metazoa; Chordata; Actinopteri; Pleuronectiformes; Pleuronectidae. The transcript has 19 exons. Bases 109 to 3288 code for a protein of 1059 amino acids. The record is from RefSeq and is a predicted model, not a curated record.
CCCCCUCACACAUCGACUCACUACAGUUCGUGUGAUAUUGAUCCUGGACAGACGCGUAGUUUGCUGCUGCUGAGCUCUGUGUUGAUCUGUUCAUCCCGUGGAGUCAGGAUGGAGUCGCACAGACUCAGUGGCUCUUCAGAUGUCAGGAUACAGAGGAGCUACGUGCAGGAGCAGGACAACUUGUUUGGAGUGAGGGUGCAGGUUCAAGGGAUUAAAGGUCAACCUUACAUCGUGCUGAACAGUUCGGGCCAGGAGAGCCACAGGGACGUCUCUGUCAUAACUCACCAGGCCGGGUACAACCCAGGUAUGGUGAGGAGGUCAGUGGAUGAAAGACGCUCCCCAGCUGAGACACAGAGGGCUGCUUCCUCCUCCGGAUUUCAUUAUCAGCAACAUCCAGAGAUUCUGAGCCCUUAUGACCCUGAAAAUAAUAACCUCACCCGCCUCAUUCCUUCAAAAACGGCCUCGGCUGCCCAACCUGGACUUCCUCCUGAGAAAACCACUAACAUGACCAAACCCAGGAUCCCUCUGCCAGCGGAGGGCCCAGUUGAAGAAGCCCAGAACAAGAUGCCUCCUGCAUGUGGACACAUCCCUACACGAUCCCCGAACUAUGUGGAAGCAGACUCCAUCGUAUCUGUGGGGAAGCUGAUAAGCCAGUUCAACAGCAGCCAGCGGAGGGGAAGGGGCGGCCCGAGGAACAGGCUGGACCCCGAGCAUUGUCGAAGGUCACGCAGCGUGGACAGCAGACAUCCCUCAGACUCCUCCACGUGCUCCUCUUCCUCCAGCCGACCCUCAUCUCUGAAGGGCCUCAGGGGGGAGACCCCAGGUGGGACAUAUCUCUCCGGGUCAGCUGGGGCUCGACACCAUAGUGUAGAUGGCUCUUUGGCGAACCAAAGGGAGGAGAAUAAGCACAGCACACUGCCCAGAGUUCAUAAUGGAAAAAAGGCCAUAUCUCCACAUGCUGCAAAACUGCUUCACAGAACAGAGAAAGCGUCCAACUCCAGGUCGUGUAGUGACCAGACGGAUGAAUCAGACGAACGAGACACUCAGGUCACUCCUGAUCUUCUGAAAGGACAGCAAGAAGUCUCAGUCGACCCAACUGAAGACACCGCGAAACAAGUACUGUUCGCCUACCUCAAGGAUGGGACGACUGACGACGACUCCACCACUGAGAGGAAAGUCAACCUGCUGCUCCAACGGAUCAACAAGCUCAAGUGGAGGACUGCUAAGAAUGUGGAGGAGGAGGAGAAAGAUUACGCUGCCGAGGUGAAGCGGCUGCAGGGGAAACAGACGGUGCUGGAGAGAGAAGUGACUGGGCUGAGGCAAAAACUGGAAACUGAAAUGAAGAAUGAAAAGACCCUGGCCGUGGCCUGCGAGAAGGCCAGGGCAGAGAAGAAGAGGCUUCAGGAAGAGCUGACCAAGAGUCAGACAGAGCUCAACAAAAUGAGGGACAGGCUGGCUGAAAUCCUGGCAGAGCUUCACUCCACCAAACAGGAACUGAAUCAGAUGAAGGCGGAGAGGGAACGUUCUCGUACGGAGAUGAAAGAUCUUCAGCAGCAGCUCUCUGAGAUGCACGAUGAGCUGGACCAAGCCAAGAAGGCCGAGGUGAUAAACACAGAGAAAGAAAUCCUCCAGAAGGAUAUGGCACAGCUGCGUGCCGACUUCCUGGAGACGCUGCAGGUGAAGGAGGAGCAGGAGGAGGUGCUGCACCACCUGGAGAGGGAGCUCAUUGCCCUGAAGGGGGCGCUCAAAGAGGAGGUGGAAUCUCAUGACCAAUACAUGGCCGCUCUGAAGGAGGAAUAUGAGCAGGAGCUGCAGAAGCUGCUCGGAGAUUUAGAGCUGGCCAAAGAGAGCAACGGCGUGCUGUGUCAAGAGAAGGUGGAGGUGGAGGAGGAGAAAGGUGUGGCAAAGGUGCAUCUGAAGGAGCUGAGCCAAGAGCGAGAGCAGCUGAGGGGAAAGGUGCUGGAGCUCAACAAGAGAGUGGAUCAGCUGAGCCAGGGGAUCCAGGAGGCUCGGACCACGGAGAGGCUGCUGGAGCAGAGAGCGAAGCAGCUGGAGAGAGAAAAGCAGCAGGUUGAGGAAAUGUUAAAGGAUGUGAGGAGGAACGAGGAGGACAUGAGUCAGUCAAACCAAUCGCUGGUCAGUCGGCUGGAGGAUGUGCAGAGUAAGUUGACCAAACUCAAUCACGAGCACAGGGACCUGAAGGAGAAGCUGAAGGACGAGAGGAAACAAAUGGAGGAGCUGUGGAAGAUCAAAACUGAACUGGAGGAUGAGAGGAGGAUGCAGGACCGAGCAGUGGAGCAACUGCAGAGGAAGAUGAAUAGCAUCAUGGAGGAGUGCGAGGCGUCCACAGACGUCCUUCAGAACCAGAUCGACGAGGCCAGAGAGAAGAGUCAGAGGGAGUUGGCCGAGCUGCGGAGACAGCUGCAGGAGAAGGGAGCAGAGCUGGAGAAAUCCAGACAGGCGGCCAAAAAACUGCAGGAAGAGCUCCUUCCCCUGGAUGAGGAGCUGCAGCGGUGCCGUGGGGAGCAGCAGGAGGCUCAGCUGCGGGGCCAGGAGCUGGAGCAGAGGCUGGAGGAGUUGGACGAGAGGAGCGCAGCCACCGUGGAGGAGAGAGAGCGGCAGGUCAAACUCAUGGAGGGACGAAUCAGUCACCUAGUAGAAGAUCUCAAUGAUGAGCGCAGCAGUGCCGACCGCCUGAUGGAGCGAUUAGACAAAACCAAAGAUCAGAUGGAUCAGAUGAGGAACGAGCUGAUGCAGGAGCGAGCGGUCAGACAGGACCUGGAGUGUGACAAGAUGAGCCUGGAGAGACAGAAUAAAGACCUGAAGAGCAGAGUGACCCAUCUGGAAGGAUCACAGAGGACCAACCAGGAUUCACUGGUCUCCAAACUCAGCAGUCGCAUCCAGGAGCUGGAGGAGAAGCUGCAGGGAGAAGAACAGGACAACAACAGCCUGCAACAAGCGAACCGCAAGCUGGAGCGCAAAGUGAAGGAGAUGAAGAUGCAGGCGGACGAGGAGCAAGUGAACCUGCAGAGCCAGAGAGACCAGCUGACUCAGAGGCUGAAGACGUCGAAGAGGCAGAUGGACGAGGCGGAGGAGGAGAUCGAGCGUCUGGAGCACAGCAAAAAGAAGCUGCAGCGAGAGCUGGACGAGCAGAUCGAGGCCAACGAGCAGCUUCACGGCCAAGUGACCACGCUGAGGAACGAGAUGAGGCGAAGGAAGAAAUCUCCUCCUCUCAUCAAGGUUGUGGAGGACGACGGGAACGACGUGGACGACUUUGGCUCUGAUUGACUAAGGAAUCUUUAAUUUAUUAAUUCUGCAUAUUAACAACUCAGGUGUGAUUUCAUGGUGUUUCCUGUUGUGUGCAGCAGUGGCCCCUCGCCAAGGCUGCCCUCCUGUGGCGAUGUGCGUAACUACAAUAUCUGAUAAACAUGUUUUUCAACAUGCUACAAACUGACUUAUUUACUCCCAUAGAUUUUUAUUAUUCCAUUGCCGUGUGAGUUAAUAUGGUGCAAACUGCCAAUUUUAAACUGAUGAAUAAAUGUAUUAAAAUGCAUAUGUGUUUAUAAACCUCCAGAAAUUCUUAAAACAGAAAUAAAUCCAGCUGUAUGAUG